AUGUACUCAAAGGCUGUAUUUUGGAAGAUAGCUAACUUUUCUCAGGCCGAUCUGCGACACAGUCUCUACGCCAAGGUUGCCAGUCUCUUCGUCAGCUCGAGAUCUGAGAUCAAGUCCUUCGAGCCCUGUCCUAUCGUGAGCACCGCUAACAUGCUGCCAGAGUCUGCAAUGGCAGGUCCAACCAAGCGCCGGGCGCAGGUCGAGAAGGAUCCCAAGCAGGAUUCUUCCAAGGGCUCUUCAUCUAAGUCUCGUGAGGCUACUCAGGUUUCGGUUCCCAAGUCGAUUCCUCGUCUUGAUGGCAACCGCGAUCCCAGCAUCAAGGUACCUGCCAUCGAGUACACCAGGCCCACUGACCUCAAGAACAUUUCAGAGUUCUUGGGUAUUGCCGGCUGGUACACCGCUCGUGGCGCUCCUCUCCUUGGCCUAUCCACACAUCACACUCAUUCCGAAUAUCUUUUCGAAAUCCACUUCCCACUCAUUUGUCUUUUCAAACCCCCAAUUCCAUUCGCAUCCAUGUCUCUCCAGCAUGGCAAUCAUCGCCUUAUGCAGGACACCAGCAACUUCAGACCUCGUCAUGCUAACAUCGGUUUUGAUGGGGGUUUCAAGAUUAAAAUUCCUCAUGCGUUACCAGCUCGCCCCAAGAACUUCAACGCGUACGGCAAGGAGUGCGCUGUCACUCUUAACACUUUCAAUGUCACCAAGGCUCCAGACACCAUUGUCCACCAGUACGAUCUGAACUACACCGGCGAUGCUCUCGACUAUACCAAGCGCGUCCUGCUGAAGAAGAUCUGGAAUUCCAAGGGCGUCAAGGCUGAACUCGGUGAACCUGCUAACCUCUGGGUUUGGGAUGGCAACAAGCUCGCAUGGUCAAGUAAGAAACUCGAGCGCGAGGAGUUUCGCAUCGCUGUCGAUUUGGACCAAGAGGAGGGUAGGCCUACCAAGGCUGGCGCUCGCGGCAACAAGCACACCAUCCAUCUUCGCCGUACGCGUCAGGUAGACUUCCAUCACUUGACGGCCUUCCUGAACGGUCAAGCUGCUUGGUCCAAUGAAUGCAUUGACACGAUCAACUUUCUCGACCAUGUCAUGCGCGAGUCUCCUAGCCAGAAGUACACUCAGAUCAAGAAGUCCUUCUUCCAGCGCGGAGAGCAGCGUUUCGAUCUCGGAGGCGGCGUUGAGGCCUUCAAGGGUGUCUUCGCCUCGCUUCGCCCGGUUCUCGACGACAAGUUCAACAAGAGCCUAUCUGUCAAUGUUGAUGUGGCCAAUGGUACUUUCUGGCGCUCGCAAGAUCUCACCCGCGCUAUCGCCCAGGCCUUCAAUUGCUCGCCACCCCAGUUCGUUGCAACUUUCAAGAAUUCUCUGCGAGACUGGAAGAGCUCUGUUCUCAAGAAAGACUUGCGCCGCUUCAGCAAGGUUGGUGUCUCAGCCACGCAUGUCAAUCCUCCCACCCAGUGGACUAUCGAUGAGUUUGUCAAUAUGGAUGCCACCAGAGCCACCUUCACGGACCCCGACGACCGCUCCAAGAAGAUCACGGUUGCUGAUUACUUCUUGAAGAAGUACAAGAUUCGCGUCAUUUCCGGUGUUCCCGUUGUCCGCAUGACCAAGAAGAUUCGCAAGGAGCCCGUGUACAUGCCAAUUGAUGUCCUGAGAAUUGAUCCCAAUCAACGUUACAACGUCAAGUUGUCGGAUACCCAGACUUCGAACAUGAUUAAGUUCGCCGUCACGCUCCCCAAGGACCGCUGGGCUGCUGUUCAGCACGGAGUUCGUCUCCUCGAUUGGGCGAAUGACCCUUACCUUCUUCACUAUGGACUGAAGGUCAACACAGAGGCUGCCAGAGUCAAGGCUCGUGUCCUUCCAUCUCCCGUUGUCAAGUUCGGUGCCGGAUCCAAGGAGGCGACCAUCAAUCCCAAGGACAUGAUUCAGGGUCGUUGGAGGCUCGAUGGUCGCAAGUUCGCCAUAAUUAACAAGGACCGUCCUUUGAAGGCUUGGGGUGUCUGCUGCAUCCAGGGUCGUGGCGCGCCUAAUUCAGUAGCAGUUGGGGCCUUCUUCCAGAAAUUCGUCCAGGUCUUUGAGGCUCAUGGCGGAAUAGUUUCUUCUCAUCCUCAGCAUGGCAAGGCGCCUUGGAUGGGUCCUGGAAAUUUAGCUGAUGGCGGGGAGCUGGUACAGAAGGCUUGGAACAGCACUGGUAACAAGUAUUCGACGCCUCCUAACUUCCUCUUCUUCAUCGUCAACGACCGCAAUGUCGACGUCUACCGCCGGAUCAAGAAGUCUUGCGACAUUCGCUUCGGUGUUGCCUCCCAGGUUCUCCAGGCCAAGCAUGUCAUGUCUGCGUCACCGCAGUACAUUUCCAAUGUGUGCAUGAAGGUCAACGCCAAACUUGGGGGCGCCACCUGUGUCGCAGAGUCAGCUUUGAUUCCUAGGAUCGCCAAGUUGAAUGCCUACAAUACGAAUACCAUGGUCGUCGGUGCUGAUGUCUCUCACCCGGCUCCAGGCGCUGGAUCCAGCGAGGCUGCCUCAUUUGCUGCCAUUACUAUGUCUGCGGAUCCCAGGUUCGUCAGGUACUGGGCUGAGGUUCAGACCAACGGCAAUCGUGUCGAAAUGGUCACCACCUCCAACAUCGACGACCACUUUGGCGCCAUGGCCAAGGUUUGGAUUCAGCGUAUCGGCAAAGGCCUUGCUCCCGAUCGUGUUCUCUACAUUCGUGACGGUGUAUCUGAAGGCCAAUAUGCCGCAGUUCUGGAGGAGGAAGUCAAUGACAUGAAGCAGUGCUUCAAGAAGCUUGGAUGCAAGGUGAUUCCAAAGUUCACUGUCGUCAUUGCUGGCAAACGCCAUCAUAUUCGCUUCUUCCCCGACCCCGGCAAAGGCGACCGCAACAACAACCCUCUGCCUGGAACCUUGGUGGAAAGUGGAUGCACGCAUCCCUUCGAGUUCGACUUUUACCUCUGCUCGCACGUGGCUAUCAAGGGCACUGCGCGCCCCAUCCACUAUCAGUGUAUCCUCAACGAGGGCAACUGGUUGGCUGCGGAGCUGCAACAGUUCAUUUUCGAGCACUCCUACCACUACGUCCGCUCCACCACCCCGGUAUCCCUCCAUCCUGCCGUCUACUACGCCCACUUGGCUGCCGAUCGCUCUCGCGCUCACCUCAAUGACAGCCCUGUAUCCUCUGGCAAGAAGGAAACCAAGGCCGAGCAGAAGACCCAGACUGGAUCAUCUUCCAAGCCCGCCGUCGAGAUCGCUCCUCUGAUGCCUCUGCAGAACUCUCGUGGCCUCAAGGACGUCAUGUGGUAUAUCUAA
This is a messenger RNA of Plenodomus lingam JN3, 3291 nucleotides long. The record is from RefSeq and is a predicted model, not a curated record. NCBI's taxonomy places the organism in Eukaryota, Fungi, Ascomycota, Dothideomycetes, Pleosporales, Leptosphaeriaceae.